CUCUAAAUCCAUCAAGUCCCCACAUUUGCUCCUUUUCUAUUCUUUGUUUUCUCUCACUCUUGUCAUUAAUCAGCAUGAACUAGCCGUAAUGAUCUCAAAAAAAAAAAAAAAAGGCAAACAGGAAAUAAAAAGGUGCUUUCUUUUCUGGAGAUUGAAAUGGACCCAUUACCAUGAGGCUAAUCUUUUCAAACAACGGUUAGAUUCGAAGAGGAGGAGCUUGUCUUUGGUCCUUUUUUUUUACUUGCAGAGUGACUGUGACCGAGAAGAGCAGAGCAAGUGAGAAGGAAACUACAGAAGAAAAGAAAAAAAUUCCGGGUUUUUUUUGUUGGUUUUAGAAAUGGAUGAAUCUGCUUGUCUCGUUAGAUCGUUUUCCAAUCCUGAAGAUGUUUCUCGUGAAGUUAAAGAGGGUGACCCGGCUCAUGGCCAGAUUCGUGCACUCACAGAAUCGAUAUCUUUCGGCAGAUUUAUGUCGGAAUCAUUGGCAUGGGAGAAAUGGUCAACAUUUUCUCACAAUCGUUACUUGGAAGAAGUCGAAAAGUUUUCGAAACCGGGAUCUGUUGCUCAAAAGAAGGCUUUUUUUGAAGCUCAUUACAAGAGACGAGCUGCAAUGAGAGCUGCGGCUUUGCUCGAGCAAACAAAUAUUGUCACUAAUGAUGCCUCUCAAAUGGAUUUAGCCAAUUCGAACAUGCCUUCAGCUGCGAAUCAACGCGAGAAAGAUAUUUUCGAUGCUGAGAUAACUAAUACUGCUUAUGUAGAUGCAGGCAAACAUAAUGUUUUGAGAGAAAAUGAUGUUACCAACGUGGAACAAGGUCCGAAGGUGAUGGAAGAAGAUGUGAAUAUGGAGGUAUGUCAGCAGGUUGAGAAUUUGAAUGCUUUCGAAAAUGUUGAAAUCCAAGACAAGAUUAUGGGAACCCCAACGAAUACCCCGAAGAAACGUGAUGAGCCAAAGAACUCGACUUCAUCAAGCAAGAAAAGACGAACAAAUUCUUCAUCAAAGGCAUCUCUUCCUAGCAGAGCAUCUAAAUCUCCAUUACAUCCUUCUAAACGAAAGGUUCCAGGACUAACCAGGAAUGAUGCUGAUGUUGUUACGUCCACUGGAAACUCAAAUGAGAAGAAGAAAACAAUGCUGAGCCCGCUCCACACGUCAAUUAAUUUUGCUUCCAGUUCCGGUAAAAGUGAAAAGACUUCAUUAAGAAUGUCGAGAGAGAGUGCAACUCCUCCACAAACACGAACGAGGGUAUUGAAGAAAGCUGCUGACCAAAAGAAUUUAGCUUCAUCAAGUGAAAAAAGACAAUCAAAUUCCACUUUGAAGUUAACUAAUCAUGGUGGAGUAUCCAAACUAGCAAUGCCUAGAAUCGGAAAUGAGUCAAAUAACCAUACUUUUAUUAAUAAGAAGCCUGCAUUAGACUCAAAUGAGCAGAGAAGAAUAACUCAAAAUUCCCUUCACAUGUCGAUGAAUUUCUCUACACCAGCUGGUGAAGCCACUAAAACAUCACCCAAGAUAUCCAGAGAAAGUUCUAAUCGGCUACGAACUUCAUCCAGGGCAACUGUUGAUGCGGAUUCAAAGCAUGCUUCCAAAGUUAUUCAAUCACGGGAUAAAAGAACUAUAUCAGUAAAUAAGUAUGUUUCAGCCGCAGGAGACAAGAGAUGGCCACCCAUCUCCAACUGCUCGAAAUCUUCCAAUGCAAGUGGAACCAGGGCAAAAUUUAUUAGUUCGUGUCCAUUUAGUUUCAGGAGCGAAGAAAGGGCUGAAAAACGGAAAGAGUUCUUUAAGAAGCUAGAAGAGAAAAAGAAUUCAAAGGAGGCAGAAAAAUCACACAUGCAAGUAAAAUCAAAGGAGAAAGCAAAGAAUGACUUGAAUAAAUUCAGGCAAAGCACUGACGUAAAAGCUAGAUCAAAUGAAGGUUCAUGCCAUGGAUCACAUAUCCCACACAAUUACGUUAAGAAGAUAACUUCAAGUUGGCCUCAAUCACCAAAACAAGAAAGGAAGCCAUCUCACAGCACAGUGCAGAAUGCAAACCCGAGACCUCCAAGAUGGCCUUCCAUUAAUACUGAAAGCUCUAAGAAUGGACUGAUGAAAAAUAAUAGGACAUCGGGGACCUCAUUGCCGAAGAAAAGGCAUGAAAAUGCUUCCCCCAAUAUCCAGGUUUCAGUUGGCAAAGUUAUAGAAACUGGAGGAUCAAUAACCGGUGGGGGCAGCCAAUGACCUUUUAAGUUCUUUUAGUGACAAACAGUUAUAGAAACUGAAAAUAAUGUUGUGAGAUAGAAUGGGAUAGAUAUCAAAGUGUAGUUUGUAAUUUUUCUUUAGUGCCAAAUUUCACACAAGUCCUAGGUACAAUUUUGU
Molecule: messenger RNA, 2344 nt
Organism: Hibiscus syriacus
Lineage: Eukaryota; Viridiplantae; Streptophyta; Magnoliopsida; Malvales; Malvaceae
Product: protein WVD2-like 4
Exons: 9
Coding region: 338-2206 (622 amino acids)
Source: RefSeq, a predicted model, not a curated record